Messenger RNA from Nematolebias whitei (Rio pearlfish), 4106 nucleotides. It is a transcript of the gene tbc1d8b, whose product is annotated as TBC1 domain family member 8B. Gene Ontology annotation, molecular function: calcium ion binding. Lineage: Eukaryota; Metazoa; Chordata; Actinopteri; Cyprinodontiformes; Rivulidae. The transcript is spliced from 21 exons. The record is from RefSeq and is a predicted model, not a curated record. The coding region runs from base 136 to 3531 and encodes 1131 amino acids.
GUGGGGAAACGAAGGGAGGGAUUCGGACACAAGCACGCGACCGUCUUCGGUUUUUCUGCGGUUGUUGGGGCUUGUGUUACAGAUGUCCGCGACAUGUCAGGUGUGUCUGUCGGAGAGCCUCGUCACGUUUGAAACAUGUGGCUCAAACCGGAAGAAUUCCUGCUGAAAAACGCGUUCAAGCUGUGGGUCACCGAGAAGGAUAACGAGUACUUCGUGCUGCAGAGGAGACGCGGGUACGGAGAAGGUGGCGGCGGCUUGACAGGCCUUCUUGUGGGAACUCUUGAUACCGUGUUGGACUCCACAUCCAAAGUCGCCCCCUUUCGUAUUCUACACUACACACCUGACUCGCAGGUGUACUGGUCAAUAGCAUGUGGUGUCACCAGAGAGGAGAUAGUGCAGCACUGGGACUGGCUGCAGCAGAACAUCAUGAGGACGCUCUCUGUUUUCGACUCCAGUGAAGACAUCACCAGCUUUGUCCAGGGGAAGAUUAGAGGCCUGAUCGCAGAAGAAGGGAAGACAUCCCUGGUGCUGGAGGAUGAUCCGGAGAAGUUCAGAGAAGCACUUCUGCGUUUUGAAAAGUGGUUCGACCUGCCCCCCCAGGAGAAGCUGGUCACGUAUUACUCGUGCAGCUACUGGAAAGGCAAAGUUCCCUGCCAGGGCUGGCUCUACCUCAGCACCAACUUCCUGUGCUUCUACUCGUACCUUCUGGGAUCUGAAGUGAAGCUGGUCAUCUCCUGGGAUGAGAUCUGGAGGCUGGAGAAAACAUCUAAUGUUAUUCUGACAGAGAGUAUCCACGUUCUGGCUCACGGAGAGGAUCACUACUUCUCCAUGUUACUGCACCUCAACGAAACGUUUGUUAUCAUGGAGCAGCUGGCUGACUACGCCAUCAAGCGUCUUUUCGAUAAAGAGGCCUUCCAGAGAGAGCCUGCACUCUCAGACCCCCUGCAAAUUACCAAGAGAGGCCUUGAAGCACAUGCAAAAAGUCAGCAGUUCCGGACGUUUUUCAGGCUUCCCAAAGAGGAAAACCUGUUAGAGGUGCACGAGAGCUACUUGUGGGUGCCCUUCAGCCAUUUUAACACACUGGGCAAGGUCUGCCUGUCUGAGAACUACUUGUGCUUUGCCAGUCAAGAUGGAAGUCAGUGCCAUGUUGUCAUUCCAAUGCGAGAGGUUGUAAGUGUCGAGAAGCCAGAUUCCAGCAGCAGGGCUUUAACGGUGUGUGUGCGCGGCAAGAGAGCGUUGCGUUUUUCUGAGGUGCGGGACUACCAGCGUCUCGCAAACACGAUCCGCAGCAGGUGUGGGAUCAGUGCCAGCCCACAGCACUCUGGUUCAUCAGAGGGCAUACGAGGGGAAUGCCAGUCCCUCAUAAAUCACUUCGAGGACAAUCCGGAGGACGUAACUCUCAUGGUGGGACAGAAAGACAACAGUAAGGCUGUCAGCACCAAGGCUCUCAUGACUGUUUUCCACCCCCAGGAUGUUGAAAACCUUGACCCUAAAAUGCUUAAAGAGAAGAUGAAGGAGCAGUCUUGGAACAUCCAUUUUUCUGAAUAUGGACGUGGGACUAGUAUGUUUUUCACCAAAAAGACACGAGACUUGAUCGUUCGUGGCAUUCCUGAAUCCUUGAGGGGAGAGCUGUGGAUGCUGUUUUCAGGCGCUGUAAACGACAUGGCCACUCACCCCGGUUAUUACAGUGAGCUGGUGGAGCAGUCUCUGGGCACGAGCACGCUGGCUACAGACGAGAUCGAAAGGGAUCUGCAUCGCUCUCUGCCUGAGCACCCGGCAUUUCAGAGCGACACGGGAAUCUCGGCUUUGCGCAGAGUCCUCACUGCCUACGCAUACAGGAACCCCAAAAUUGGAUACUGUCAGGCCAUGAACAUUCUGACCUCGGUUCUUCUUCUGUACGCAAAAGAAGAGGAGGCUUUCUGGCUGUUGGUAGCUGUCUGCGAGAGGAUGCUGCCCGACUACUUCAACCGCCGAAUUAUAGGUGCUUUGGUUGACCAGGCUGUGUUCGAGGACCUGAUCAGAGAAAACCUCCCCCAGUUGGUUGAACACAUGACGGACUUGACUUUCUUCUCGUCCGUGUCCUUGUCCUGGUUUCUCACGCUGUUCAUCAGCGUCCUGCCCAUAGAGAGCGCCGUCAACGUGGUGGACUGCUUCUUCUACGACGGCAUAAAGGCCAUUCUGCAGCUCGGCCUGGCUGUGCUGGACUACAACAUGGAGGCUCUCAUCAGCUGCAAUGAUGAUGCAGAAGCUGUCACCAUCCUCAACAGGUUCUUUGACAGUGUGACCAAUAAAGACAGCCCACUGCCUCCCACAGUGCAACAAGCCUCAGUAGGAAAUAAUGAGAACGCUUCCCACAUCACUGUAGAUAUCAGUGAACUGACCCGAGAGGCCUACGAGAAACAUGGACACAUCCGUUCAGAGGACGUUGAGAGUUCACGGAAACGCAACAAACUGUAUGUGAUCCAGACUCUGGAGGACACGACCAAACAAAACGUUAUCCGAGUGGUGUCCCAGGAAGUCAGGUUCAGUGUCACGCAGCUUGAUGAGCUUUAUAACUUGUUCAAAAGGCAGCACUUCCUCAGCUGCUACUGGACCAUGAACAGCCCAGCUCUGCUCCACCACGAUCCCAGUCUGGCCUAUUUGGAGCAGUACCAGCUAGGUUUCCAACAGUUCGGCGUGCUCUUUUCACUGCUUGAACCCUGGUCUUUCUGCUCCUCCAAGAGCACCCUUUCCCUCUGGAUCUUCCGCCUAAUAGACGAGAACCAGGAUGGUCUCAUCAAUUUUAAAGAAUUCUGCAACGCCCUCGAUAAUUUAUACAGUGGAUCUUUUACGAAUAAACUGAAAUUUCUCUUCAAACUCCACCUGCCUCCAGCUUUCACAGGCAGUCCUUUGCACUUAAAGGAACAAAGAUGGCAGCACUUUAUUCCACUGACUGAAGACUCUUCUCACUUGAGUAGACUUUCUGCCUUUGACCUCCCAGAAGAUGGUGUGAUACGGAAAAGCCCUGAGAGAGGCAGAGGAAAGGUUGAUCUGCAGACCUAUCUGAAACAGUGGCAAAAUGAAAUACUUAAGAAAGAAGAAACCAUCAAGGACCUGCCCAGAAUUAAUCAGUCUCAGUUCAUACAAUUCUCCAAAACACUCUACAAUAUUUUCCAUGGCGAUCCAGAGGAGGAGUCCCUGUACCGGGCCGUCGCCCAUGUGACCAGCCUCCUCUUGAAGAUGGAGGAGCUGGGACGGAGGCUGCAGGAGCCGAGCAGCCCGUCUGAGACCAGUAAGCCUGCCAGCACCACUGCUGCGGAGGAGUCUGCAACGACAGAAGAGGCCUCCACGACCCCAGAGAGCUCGGACACCUCCAGCUCCCACAGCAGCCAGGACCCCACCGACACGGAGUGGUCCUUUUCUUUUGAGCAGGUCCUGGCCUCGCUGCUCAACGAGCCCACCGUAGUCAACUUCUUCGAAAGGCCCGUCAAUAUCCAGACAAAACUAGGACAAGCUCAGGUGGCCCAGCUCAAACUGAUCGCAAAUAAGUGAAAGAGCACAGAGGGGAGCAGAUAUUUGGUGUCCUACUCACAUCUGCAAGUUCAAAUCAACUUUCACUUGGAUUGUGGCGAAGCAGCAAGUUGCUCUGAUCAAACAGAAGAGGAGAGGACAGAAACCCGUUUGUCGUGCAACGAAGCAGACUGUACAAACUGUUCUGUAACACCUUCACUGUUUUUCAUUCAAAAGGUUAAUGCAGCUGAGGGUUCUUACUCAAAUCGAUGUGUAUUCUUCUUUUUUUUUAGUUCCUAAGCUUCAUUCUCUCGUGUAGCCACACUUUCUCUAGAUAUCUAGUGAAAUUUUAAAGAGACAUUUUGAGCAGUUUUAACUUGAGGUUUUGUGAAAAGCUUUUGAGAUAUGAUCUUACUUGUUGUAGGCGGCCCUUUGAACGACCUUUUGCUGAAAUAGUGACUAUCAAGCUAACAGCUAGUCUGAACAAGGCCAAGCCCAAACUGGUUUGCUUCCAUAUUAAAACAGCUUUAAGAUGGCUGUGUCAUAGGUAUAGACCAGAGUAAACUUCAGCUGAAAGUGGGCCAUAAAUUAUAAAAAAAGUUUAUAAAACUGCUUAC